UCUAGAAACGAGAAUAAACGUCGGUGGUUGUAUUUGAUGAAUGUUUAUUGAAAAAGUAUAGAUUUCAGCAAACAAAGAAAGGCACGCAACUACAGAGGACAAACAUAGGUACAAGUUUAUCAGCACUUCUCUCCUGUUUGCCAGCGAGGAGGAGGAGGUCUGUUGUUUCUUCAUUUACGUCACCCCUCUUUCAAUCCCUUCCUCCUUCCGUCCUGCUCUACAUACAACGUCAACGGGGGACACCACGUUCAAACUGGUUUCUCAUAUUAACACCCACCACAAUCACUUCGCCACCAUAAACCUCUUUUGGAACCAGGAGGAAGCCAGCAGGCGCCUGGUUAGAUGUGAGCCCAGGGAGAUGGCCAGACAGGUUGAUUCUGGCACUCAGACGGAUCCUGUGGUGGUUCUGUCUCUAGCCCAGGCUGCUGUUCUGGGGCUCAUCUCUCAGAAUGAGGUGUUUGGUGCUACCAUCGCUCCUAAUGGCUUCUACACAGGAGAACCUAAAGAGUCCCCUGCCCUGCCUGUAGAGGGGGUGGAUUACGAAUACGCUGAUCAGCUGAUAGGAGCUAACGGAGAUUACCUGGGAGACAACCUGCCUGAAGACGGACACAUGCAGCCCAGCUGUAGCCAGAGGAGGUGGCACGGACCACCCCCCGAGGGGAAGAUGGUAGGGCCCGAGCGCCAUGCUGGAGUGCCUGUGGACGGGUCAUCCCAAGUGAAAGGAGAAGGGGUUAUCACUGGCCUGACGUCCUGUGUUCACAUGCUGAACAACCUGGCUACUACUAGAGGGGGAUUGGUCCAGGUUGACCCCGCCUCUCUCCGUGCCGCCGUCCAAAAAGGCUGUGCCGAGUGUGACAGAGACAUGUCCAGCCAGCAGGCUAACACACACCCUCACACACACUCCCAGGCAGGGCACAGCCAUAAAGGGGAGCCGGGGCAUCGAGGCCUGCAGGGGCAGAGGGGGCAUCAGGAGAGAGCAAGGGAGGAGGAGGAGGAGGGAGAGCAGGGAAACAGCCUGAUGAAAGGAGGACAGGAGGAGACUAUCAGCAGCUACUUCCAGUCCAGCGAGGUGGGGGGGUACGAGGGGGGGGAGAUCUACCAUGAGAACAGCCAGGGUAUGAUGUGGGGCAACCAGCUGGAGCAGGGGGUAGGGGGAAGAGGAGGAGCAGGAGCAGGAAGAGGAGGGACCCAUCGUCACCACGGCCGGAGGGUUGACCGUCUAGACAUCAACAUCCAGAUAGAUGAGUCGUACUGCGUGGACAUGGGGGAGGGGCUGAAGAGAUGGAAGUGUCGUAUGUGUGAAAAGUCUUACACCUCCAAGUACAACCUGGUAACUCACAUCCUGGGUCACCAGGGCAUCAAGCCUCACGCCUGCCCCCACUGUGGGAAGCUGUUUAAACAGCCCAGCCACCUGCAGACCCACCUGCUCACCCACCAGGGAACUAGGCCUCAUAAAUGCACCGUGUGUAAGAAGGGCUUCACCCAGACCUCCCACCUGAAGAGACACAUGCUGCAGCACACCGACGUCAAACCUUACAGCUGCCGCUUCUGUCGCCGUGGCUUCGCCUACCCCAGCGAGCUCCGCGCCCACGAGACCAAACACGAGCGCGGGCGCUGCCACGUGUGUUCCCAGUGUGGCAUGGAGUUCCCCACCUAUGCCCAUCUGAAGCGCCACCAGACCAGCCACCAGGGACCAACUAGUUACCAGUGUACAGAGUGCAACAAGUCCUUCACCUACCGCAGCCAGCUGCAGAACCAUCUACUGAAACACCAGAGUCCUCGGCCAUACUCCUGUUCCCACUGUGGGCUGGAGUUUGUCCAGCUGCACCACCUCCGCCAGCACGCCCUCACACACAAGGGAAUGAAGGGUCAUAAGUGUGAGGUGUGUUCCCGUGAGUUCACCUUGUCAGCCAACCUGAAGAGACACAUGUUGAUCCACAACAGCAUCAGACCCUUCCAGUGUCACAUCUGCUUCAAGAGCUUCAUCCAGAAACAGACGCUCAAAACGCACAUGAUCGUCCACCUGCCCGUCAAACCCUUCAAAUGCAAGGUGUGCGGGAAGUCGUUCAACAGAAUGUACAACCUGCUGGGUCACAUGCACCUCCACGCCGGCUCCAAACCCUUCAAGUGUCCUUACUGCUCCUCCAAGUUUAACCUGAAGGGGAACCUCAGCCGACACAUGAAGGUCAAACACGGCAUGGACAUCUCACCUGACGGACAAGAUGCUCUUCCUGAGAUGGAGGGCCAGGGCCACUAUGAGGAGGACAACUUUGACUUUGGGACCUCAGGGGCAAACAACAACAUGGAUAAUGGAGGCUCCCAGAACCUCACCAAGCUCACCACGGCCAACAUGGACGACAUGGACAACUAUUACAACUUUGGGAAGGAUACAGCUAACUACAACACGUCUUGAGCAGUAGGAGAAAAGUGUUAAUGGACUACAGACCAUUAGACACCAUGGAUUAAUGGAGAAGAGACCAUGGGUUAAUGGUGUAUUAACUGCAGACCAUGUGUUAAUGUAGAGGAGACCAUGGGUUAUUGGUGGACUAACUACAGACCAUGGGUUAUUGGUGGACUAACUACAGACCAUGGGUUAUUGGUGGACUAACUACAGACCAUGGGUUAUUGGUGGACUAACUACAGACCAUGGGAAAACAGAAAGGAAAAUGCCACACUGCUGCUCAUGCUCCCAGCUGAUAUUUAUUUAUAACGUUUCCACCCUUAGGUCUUCAUCAGGUAUCCAGGACCUAAUGGUGGAAAGAUUGUUAUAAAUAAAUAUCUGGGAGCAUGAGCAGCAGUGUGGCGUUUCCCUUUCUGUUUUCCAUGAGUUUACCUAUAACUCCAGCACCUGUGGAAAGUACCUGGAUGUGUGUAUGUUCUUCAGCUUUUGUUAAUGGAGAGGAGACCAUGGGUGGGGAACAGACAACAUGGCUGCCGUGCUGUGGCAGUGAGAGAGACUGGGUUAGGGCGUGCUGUGGCAGUGAGACUUGGUUAGGGCGUGCUGUGGCAGUGAGCGAGACUAGGUUAGGGCGUGCUGUGGCAGUGAGAGAGACUGGGUUAAGGUUAGGGCGUGCUGUGGCAGUGAGACUAGGUUAGGGCGUGCUGUGGCAGUGAGAGAGACUAGGUUAAGGUUAGGGCGUGCUGUGGCAGUGAGACACGGGGAGGGGGUUCAUGGACUCUUUAAGAACCAGAACUGACCUGUCCUGAUGGAGGGGCAGGACAUGCACUUCAACAGCCAAUCCAUGCCACCCGUCUCUGAUAGAAGUGACUCUGAGACUGACAAUUGGGUCUAGAAGUCCUUUGGGAUAUUCUACCAGUCAUGAUUGGUCUAGAAGUCCUUUGGGAUAUUCUACCAGACAUGAUUGGUCUAGAAGUCUUUGGGAUAUUCUACCAGACAUGAUUGGUCUAGAAGUCCUUUGGGAUAUUCUACCAGACAUGAUUGGUCUAGAAGUCUUUGGGAUAUUCUACCAGACAUGAUUGGUCUAGAAGUCCUUUGGGAUAUUCUACCAGACAUGAUUGGUCUAGAAGUCUUUGGGAUAUUCUACCAGACAUGAUUGGUCUAGAAGUCCUUUGGGAUAUUCUACCAGACAUGAUU
Molecule: messenger RNA, 3595 nt
Organism: Oncorhynchus masou masou (cherry salmon)
Lineage: Eukaryota; Metazoa; Chordata; Actinopteri; Salmoniformes; Salmonidae
Gene: znf710b
Product: zinc finger protein 710b
Exons: 6
Coding region: 359-2413 (684 amino acids)
Biological process (GO): regulation of transcription by RNA polymerase II
Cellular component (GO): nucleoplasm
Molecular function (GO): DNA-binding transcription repressor activity, RNA polymerase II-specific; RNA polymerase II cis-regulatory region sequence-specific DNA binding
Source: RefSeq, a predicted model, not a curated record